This is a messenger RNA of Paramecium tetraurelia, 3681 nucleotides long. RefSeq lists its product as uncharacterized. The transcript is spliced from 4 exons. The record is from RefSeq and is a predicted model, not a curated record. Gene Ontology annotation, molecular function: protein binding; calcium ion binding. Lineage: Eukaryota; Ciliophora; Oligohymenophorea; Peniculida; Parameciidae.
AUGAACAAUUUACUUAAACGAUUCGAACCAUGUUUAACAGAUGUGAUUAAGUAUCUCUAAGAACAUUAGGAGAUGAUAUUAGUUGAACGUAACCCUUAUUAGGCAGAUAGAUUGAUGAUGAUGCUAGAUAAUGAGAAGUUAGAUGCUUUGGACAAAGAGUUUCAUGAACAUCCAAAUGGUAUCGAAUUACCAAAUUUUAUAUGGUUAAUGAAAUGUGCAAUCUCUCAUGCUCCAGAAGAUAAAUAUGAAUUGGUUAAUGGAUUGAUUAAGUUGUUUUAAGAUAUAGAUAUUAAUGGAGAUGGUCAUAUGGAAUGGGCUGAAUUCACUUAAUAUAUUAUUGAUGCAGUUAUCGGUUCCAAAGACGCUUAACUUUAUGAUACCAGAUUCGAAAAAGAGAGAGAAUUAACAGAAAUUGAAGUUCUAGACAGAGCUUAUUCAAGAAAAUCUAAACGCUAUAUCCCUAUGGCUUAAGUUGAUGAUUCCAAUCACAAAAACCCUAUUAAAAAUAUUGCAUAUUGUUAAUAAUUAGAUAGUGUAAUUUGUUUAGAAUAGAACUCUUAACAUUUGAGAUUCUAUACACCCGAAUGUCAGGAUAAAAAAUUUACUUUAGCUCCUGAAUCUGAAUCAGGAAAGAUAUUUAUCAUUCAUUUUCAUACAGUCGAUAACUAUAUAGCAGCAGUUACAAGUGAUAGAUAAUUGAUAUUUUGGGAUGCAACAACAUUUAAGGUGAUUAAAUAAUUCAAAUAAGAAGUAUUGUAAACUGGUAUUUGGUAUUUCCCUUAUCAUGAAUUAUGGGUAACAGCUGGAUCUGAUUACAAUAUUAGAGGGUGGAGCAUACCUUGGAAUGAAAAAGAUUCAAAAGGAUAAGUAAUUAAAUUUUUAAAUGCUCAUACAAAAUAAAUAACUGAUAUUGUAGAACUGAUUAGUCCUAAGUUAUUGGCAUCUGCAAGUUAAGAUGGUAAAAUUAAACUAUGGGAUAUGCAGGAUUAAAAAUUUAUAACAGAAUUGAAAACACCAGCUCCAUCAAAAAGAGGUGUUAAAGGAUUGAGUUAUAAUUAAGACUAUGGAUCAAAUCUAAUAAGUUAUGGGUUUGAAACCUUUAUCAAUGUUUAUUGUCCAGAAGUAUCAAUAACUAGAGCAUAUAUUGGAAGAUUAGAGGGUCAUUCCUCAUUAGUUGUGACUUGUAAAUUCAUUCCUUAAUCUCCUAAUUGUGUUAGUAUUGACGAUCAUACAAAUAUUAGAAUAUGGGAUAUUCGAUAAAUGAGUAGUGUGUAAGUGAUACCUAAUGAUCAAUAAUCUUUAGUAACUGAUUUGUGUAUAAUAACAAGGACUGAUAGAUUUGUUUAUUCAGGUAAGAGAUUAAAUUAUUUCUAUAAUGCUGCAUAAAUGAGCAGUAAUUAGAAAUAGAAAGGACCUAAUGAAGAAGUGUAUCCAAUAAAUGUUGAAUUCAAUAUGUAUUUCAAUUAAUUCAUUGUUUUAACUAAAUUUGAUUUGAGAAUCUAUGAUGCAAUGGGUGGUAGGUUGAAGAAAGUGAUGAAUGAAGUAUUUGAUGAUAAAAUACAAUUGGAUUUAUCAACUUUUUGCCUUGGAGGAAGAUAAAGAAAACUAUUCAUCGCAGACAAUGCUGGAUUGAUUAGAUAAUACAAUAUGAAAACAGGAGAGUAUCUCAAAAAAGUCAAUAUGCAUAAUGAAAUUGAGAAUUCUGAGUUUGCUAAUAAAUUGGCUAAUAUUAAAAAAAGGGAUACUUUGGAUAUCAGUUCGAUUAUCUUCUUGCAAGAAGAGAAAUUAUUGAUAUCUGCAAGUCAGGAUUCUACUAUUAGAAUAUAUGAUGAAACAGAUCCUGAAGAAUCAAUCUUAUUAAAGGUCUUUUGUGGUGGACAUUAAAAUUCUGAAAUCUUAUCCAUGGCAUUCAGUCCUAAUUUCACAAUGUUAGCUACUGGAAGUGCAAAUGGUUUGAUUUCUCUAUGGGAUUUUGAAACAAGUAAAUUAUGUGGAGUGCUUAAUACUCCAUAACCAUUGGCAGAAGUUACUGCUUUAGAAUUUGCUGAUCCAUAUCCUGUCUUAGUGAGUUUGUAAGGAAUACUCAUAAGCAUAUGGAAUAUUAAAACCAAUAAAUGUCUUUUAAGAAUCAAUACCAAUCCCUAGCAUCCAAUGUUAUCGGUCGCCAUCUUCUCAGACAUAGCAUCUGGACCUUCAAGAUAGGAAUUACUGCCUGAAUUUACAGCACCUUUGGUUGAUAAAACUGCUCAAGAUAAAAAAUCUAAAUUAAAUUUAUAAGAAGAAUAAGAAGGUUUAAUGAAGGAUAUUUAACAGUAUGAUACUGAAUAACAUCAAAAUAAAAGGAGGGCCUUACUUUAUAUGGGGGAUUAGAAAGGAUACAUGCAUAUUCUAUCAUUAACAGAGUUUUUAUAGAGAAAAGGAAUAACUGAGAUGGAAAAAUUAAAGAAGGGUCAUUCUUAUUAAUUAAAGAGAAAGGACUUGAUAGAUGUAUCCAAGAGUGUUGAAACAUUCUUGGUUUAAGAAGAAAAACAACAGAAUCCUGUUCUAACUUGUAAUAUAUCUGCUUUGCUGAUUAGAUAAUGGGUUGCUCAUAGUUCUGCAAUAGUGAAAAUUAAUAAGAUAAAGGAAUUAGUGUCUUUUAUAAGUUCAUCAAUGGACAAACAUUUUAAAAUAUGGUCAAUGAAAGGAGAGUUAUGGUCUGAUAUAAGUUUAGCUAAAUAUGAUGGAUCUAAUUAUUGGAAGUUUCCCUUUGAUUGGGUUGGAUAAAAAUUGAAAGAUAUUGAAUUAGUUUUUGAUGCUCUAAAAUUGAUUGAAAAGGAGAACCUUUCCCCUUAUGAAAAAGAAAGAGUGAAAGUCAGAUUUCUAGUUAAUAAGUAUUUUAAUGAAGCUUCUUUAGAUGAGAUGUAAAGAAAUUAUGCUUAACCUGAACAAGUAGUUGUUUAAAGAGAAAAAAAACGUCUCAUUCAAUCCUAAUCUUAGCCUAUGAACAUUGCAUUAAAAUCAAUUGCUGAGCCAUACAAGGAAUUAACUUAGAAAAUGAAAGAUGAUCAGUUAAAAAAGAAGAAAUUAGAGUUGCCAGAAGUGUAAGAAGAACCAAAGAGACCCUAAUCUUAACAUGGCCUUGUUUAGAGAUUGAUGUUAGCGUUUAAUGAUAACAAGGACAUUGCUAAAGAGGAUGGCAUUGAUCCAAAAAAGAAAUAACCUAAUAAAAAUGCUCAUUAGAAAAGAAUUUAAGAAUUACCCCAAAUGAAACCAUCAACCAGUCAUUCUACAUUCUUAUAAAAGUAUUAAAGAAAUUACAGAUUCAUUCAAACAUAAGUCUAAACAAGGCCCCAUACAGAAUCAAAGAAAUAUAAAUUUGUUCAUGAUAUUAAAUAUCAAUUUGGAGAAUCUCAAAGAGCAAUGAAGAUCAAAUAUUAUUAGAAUUCUCUAAAAUUUUAAUCUGUAAGUCCAUAACUAUUAUGUGAUGACAAUGAAAUUCUUUAAAUGAAAUGCAAAUUUUAUAAGAAAUAAAAUGAAGAUCUCAUUGAAUCAGAGUCAUCAGAUAAGUCUUAUGAAGAAGAUGAUCUUGGACACCCAAAACAACAUAAAUAGAUCAUUGCUAGUCAUAAUUUCUUAAAUAAUGCUUAAAAAAACGAUCAUAAAGUACUAAACACAAAAAAAAAGAUAUUUGUUGUCUGA